Hyaloscypha bicolor E is the source of this 1466-nucleotide messenger RNA. RefSeq names its product Clavaminate synthase-like protein. NCBI's taxonomy places the organism in Eukaryota, Fungi, Ascomycota, Leotiomycetes, Helotiales, Hyaloscyphaceae. The record is from RefSeq and is a predicted model, not a curated record. The coding region runs from base 28 to 1302 and encodes 424 amino acids. Gene Ontology annotation, molecular function: oxidoreductase activity. The transcript has 5 exons.
UUCUUCACUAAAUAUCGGUUCGUAGCUAUGGCAACUACCGGUUCAGCGGCACAGGUUACACCCAAGCAUUUGAUGAGUCUGCAUGACUUAUACAUUGUUGACGGGAAGGGAGUGCCACCCCUUCAGCAGACAGCUCUUGCUCCGGACAUCAGUUAUACCCCAAAUCUAUCCAGGUAUCUUAGUCGGGUAUCGGAGAAAACCCGCUCUGGGAACCUAGAGAAAGAGGUUCCAUCAGGCUGGCCGAAAUAUCUGGACUCGCCCCUCGCAUGGACAGGUGUGGAUUUUCCGAAACGGGAAACGUAUGUCCAUCAAUUAUCUAGUGAAGAGAAAGCCGACAUAGAGAAAGCGUUGGAGUACUUCAAAGGACUUGGUCUCAACGGUGACGAGGUGAGCCGAGACAGGUUCCCACUCACCAUCUUGAACAUCUUUCUCGAGGAAGCUCGCCGGGACCUUUCUCACGGAACAGGAUUCUUCAUCCUGCGUGGCCUGAACCCUGAGAAUUACACAGCCGAAGACCUUACCGUCAUCUUCCUCGGCAUUUCCAGCUACAUCUCAGGGAAGCGUGGUAGGCAAGAUGAGACUGGAAGGAUGCUUACACAUAUUACUGAUUGCGCUGCAUCGUGCAGUCGCCAUGGGCUGUCCCCGACAGAACAUUCCAAGAUUGCUCAACCCUUCCACGCAGAUAAUGCAUGUGAUAUUAUCGGCGUACUGGCUCGCAGUUGCGCCGCACACGGUGGGGGAAGCAUCCUAAGUUCUUCGUGGAGAAUGUACAACGAACUGGCGGCUACACGGCCAGAUAUAAUCCACGUUCUGGCCACGGCCGACUGGCCAGUCGAUAGUUUCGGCCGUGAUCCUCCUUACAGUCGUCGGGCUCUUCUCCAUCACCACGAAGACAAUAUCAUCCUCUCGUUCGCACGACCUCCUCUCACCGGGCAUCAUUCCUUCCCUAGAAGUGCAGGAAUUCCGAAUCUGACUGAAGCCCAAGCUGAAGCACUGGAUACUGUGCACUUUAUCGCCCAGUCACAUCAACUGAUAACGACCAUCGAGGCAGGGGACAUACGCUUCUUCAAUAACCUGGGUCUGCUACAUUGUCGGGAACCUUAUGAAGAUAAAGAAGGACAGAGGAGACACCUUGUGAGGCUAUGGCUGCGGGAUGAGACCGGGGAGUGGCCGUUGCCACCUUCCCUGAGAUUAUCCUGGGCUCGAGUGUUCCAAAAUGAUGGCCGCCAGGAGAGAUGGGAAAUUGAGCCACCAGCAGUCGAUUGGGAGAUAAUCCGUCAUCGCGUAUCUCACGGCGAUUGAGUAGUCUUUUGCUCGGGCUUUGAAUAUUUCGUACAUGGAUUUUUGGGUCCGCGGUUCACUAUUGUUUCAAAAAAGCGAUCUACUUUCGGUGUUGUUGUUUCUGCGUGUACUGCAACGGUCUUGAAAAAUAGUGAUAGUAGUUAUUAUAGCAAAUUAACCGCUUC